Messenger RNA from Symbiodinium sp. CCMP2592, 618 nucleotides. The record is from the annotation of a GenBank genome assembly. Lineage: Eukaryota; Dinophyceae; Suessiales; Symbiodiniaceae.
AUGGCAGAUCUUCAUAUCUGGCGCACCGGCGAAAAUGAGUGGCUCCUCGACUGCCGUGCCCGUGUCAAUGUCCCUGAAGACCAGGUUGGCAUGCCAGGGGACAAGUACCUCAUCACCUUCAGGUGGGAGAAGCUGAAAGAGAUCGCUUGGGAGAAGUUGGCUGACGAGAAGGGCGAGGUGACACCAGGAAAGUACUACCUUGCUGGGUCCUUCUAUGGGGAGGAGUUUGUGGAGAUGGCACCAGAUAGUUCUGGCAUCCGCAGGCGGCGCCAAGGCUGGUACAGUGCAGAGGUGCAGCUGCCAUCCGAGCCACUGGAGUUCAAGGUCGUCCGCAACAAGGACCUUGGACAGUCGAUCUAUCCGCAGGCUCCUCCGUUGUCAGCCGGCGUCGCCAUCACCCAACACUCUUCGAUCUGCGGCCCCGACGACGGCGAGAGCGGUCUCUGGAAAAUCGAGGACACCAGGGGCAGCGUGUACAAAAUCUCCUUCUACCGCGAUCCGAAGGAUUGUGAACCUUCUUCCAUGAGGAUGGACUGGCAAAAGGUUAGUGCACCCGCGGCAGUCGCGGAGGUGCCUGGCGGCGGAUCUGCACCUGCAGCUGUCGCAGAGGCCGAAUGA